This is a messenger RNA of Aspergillus glaucus CBS 516.65, 1306 nucleotides long. RefSeq names its product microtubule-binding protein BIM1 (gene eb1). The transcript is spliced from 5 exons. Gene Ontology annotation, molecular function: microtubule plus-end binding. Gene Ontology annotation, cellular component: microtubule organizing center; cytoplasmic microtubule; spindle midzone. Lineage: Eukaryota; Fungi; Ascomycota; Eurotiomycetes; Eurotiales; Aspergillaceae. The coding region runs from base 182 to 877 and encodes 231 amino acids. The record is from RefSeq and is a predicted model, not a curated record. Gene Ontology annotation, biological process: protein localization to microtubule plus-end; spindle assembly; regulation of microtubule polymerization or depolymerization.
UUCCUCCCUGUCGCAAAACCGUCAACAAAUCCUUCUGGGUUUCACUGACUGCUGCCGAUUCUUUUCUUUUCAUCCCGCUCUAUCCGACUACUUUUCUCUCUCCUCCGCGAACUCUUGUAUCCGUGAAGAUUGGAUUAGACACCGCUUUUACCCCACCACCACCACAAAUACCACCGACAAGAUGGGUGAAUCCAGACAAGAACUGCUUGGAUGGAUCAACAGCUUGUUGCAGCUGAACAUUACCAAGAUCGAGCAAUGCGGAACUGGUGCUGCGCUAUGUCAGAUCUUUGACUCGAUAUUCAUGGACGUUCCCAUGUCGCGUGUUAAGUUCAAUGUCAACUCUGAAUACGCCUACCUGCAGAACUUCAAGAUUCUUCAAAAUGUUUUCGGAAAGCACCAAGUCGACAAGCCGAUUCCCGUCCAGCAACUCUCGAAAUGCCGUAUGCAAGACAACCUCGAGUUCCUUCAGUGGACAAAGAGAUACUGGGACCAGCACUACCCUGGUGGUGACUAUGAUGCUGUGGCUCGUCGCAAGGCUUCUGGUGCCCCUCCCGCCUCCGCCGGCUCUCGUUCUGGUGCGACUUCGCAAAGCUCUGCCCGUCGGGGUGUGACUCCUACUGCUGCUGCUGCUGCUGUCCGCCCACGCGUUGCUGCUGCUGGAGCCAGCAGUGCGGCCACUGCCGCUUUGCAACAGGAGGUUGCGACCCAGAAGGAAGCAAUUGGAGGUUUGGAGAAGGAGAGAGACUUUUACUUUGCUAAGCUUCGCGAUAUUGAGCUGUUGUUGCAGAGCGCUAUCGAGGCCGAUCCGGACUUGGAGAAGGACGAUGACUCCCUGGUCAAGCACAUCCAGGGCAUCCUCUACUCGACAGAGGUAUGAAGCGAUAACCCAGUACUACUCAACACCAGGACCUCGAAAAAGACACUGACCGGUUAACGCAGGAGGGUUUUGAAAUUCCCGCCGAAGAUGAAGUGCCCGCUGAUGAGUUGGAGACCUUUUAAGUUAUGAGUGACAGCGAGACAUGUGUGUCCCUUUUAUUUUAAUACCCCUCCUCCUGCGAAAUGCACCGAUUUUGUAUUGCUUCUACAAACCCACAGCCUCCCUGUUUUGUUUUGGUAGGGGUAAAACCGAGGGGGAAUCAAUUCGGUGAGGCGUACGCUCGUGCUGAUAUUUCUACGUAUGCAUCGAGAAUUGUUUUGUGUACAGAUUCUGAAGACUGGGUGGUUGGUAUUGCUGUGAAUGAAUGGUUUUGGCUUGUGGUGUUGUAUUCUCCAACUUGAGAUGUAAAUUCAAGAAUUUUCCAUCGGG